Molecule: messenger RNA, 1414 nt
Organism: Vespa crabro (European hornet)
Lineage: Eukaryota; Metazoa; Arthropoda; Insecta; Hymenoptera; Vespidae
Product: venom serine protease-like
Exons: 8
Coding region: 115-1281 (388 amino acids)
Biological process (GO): proteolysis
Molecular function (GO): serine-type endopeptidase activity
Source: RefSeq, a predicted model, not a curated record
UCCCGUUAGAAUAUAAAAAACAACGAAACGCGAAAGAACAUUGCAGAUAUCGUUCCGGUGUGUGAAGAUUCAUUCAAAGAGCCGGGGGUCUCUUUUUUUUUUCCUCGCACCGCCAUGAAGCUAGGCAAUUUUAUUCCAUUGCUAUGUAUUCUGUUUGGAAUCGUGGAAUCGGAAGACACCGUUGAUUCCGAUUGUAAUUUUUAUCAAGAUUUAGAACCAAACAUUAAUUAUUACGUAUAUAAUCCUGAUUAUCCAGAUUAUUAUAUAGGCGAACAUACUUGUCGAUGGAUAGCUUCGAGUAAUACACGAGUUAAAUUGAAUUGCUCAAUUUUCGAUAUUCCACCGACUGCCAAUUGUUCGAUGGAUUAUAUAAAAGUCGAUGUCGGCGAUGGUAUCGAGUACAAAUUUUGUGGAUUGAAUUCUUUCGUAGUGGAAUCGAUAUCAUCGAAAAUGACUAUAACAUUUCAUUCGGAAUAUAAUACUUAUGGUGGUAAAUUUCGAUGUGAUCUCAGAGCAGUCGAAGAUCAAUGUAGAUGCGGUUGGAAGAAUCCGUCUAGAAUCGUAGGUGGUGUUGAAACAGGAGUAAAUGAAUAUCCUAUGAUGGCUGGUAUUGUAAGUUUUGAAACAUAUCUUUUGUUUUGCGGUGCAACUAUAAUAAGUCCGAACUAUGUAUUAACGGCAGCUCAUUGCGUUAAACAAUACGAUUCAUCUAAUUUAGGAAUCAUUGUUGGAGAACAUAACGUAAGGACAGGUAACGAAACAGAUGUAACUCGACUUCAUAUGGUUGAGAAAAUAAUCAUACAUCCGAAAUAUCAGACAAAAAGAAAUGAUAUAGCGGUUAUCAAAUCACAAUCGAAAUUUGAAUAUUCCAUGAAAGUUGGACCUGCAUGUCUUCCCUUUUAUUACAUGCAAAGAAAUUUUACCAAUCAGGUUGUUACAGCUUUAGGUUGGGGUACAACGAGUUUUGGUGGUCCCAAGUCUGACGUUCUGAUGAAAGUCGAUUUGCAUGUCAUAUCAACGAAACAAUGUAAUAAGAAAUUUCCCGAUGUUAGGAAUAAUCAACUUUGUACGUUUGAUAAGGGAAAGGAUGCUUGUCAGUUCGACAGUGGCGGUCCAAUUUUAUGGCAAAAUCCAAGGACCAAUCGGGUUUUCGAUCUUGGAGUAAUCAGUUAUGGUUCAACCUGUGCCGAUAAUAGUCCCGGUGUUAACACGAAAAUCUCCGAUUAUUUAGAUUUUAUUAGAAAAUCGACACCUGGAGAAACAUACUGUCAGGUGUAUUAAAGAAGACACGGAACGCACAUGGAUGUGUAUACAUAUAUAUAUAUAUUAUUUUUUGUAUAUAUAUAUAUAGACAAAAUGGAAUUAAAAUAUGUAUUUUUGAUUUAGGCAUCAAAUAAAUUUUCUUAACAAAGAA